Messenger RNA from Branchiostoma floridae (Florida lancelet), 1435 nucleotides. Its product is annotated as E3 ubiquitin-protein ligase TRIM56-like. The coding region runs from base 14 to 1435 and encodes 473 amino acids. Gene Ontology annotation, biological process: positive regulation of DNA-templated transcription. The transcript has a single exon. NCBI's taxonomy places the organism in Eukaryota, Metazoa, Chordata, Leptocardii, Amphioxiformes, Branchiostomatidae. Gene Ontology annotation, cellular component: chromatin; nucleoplasm. Gene Ontology annotation, molecular function: ubiquitin-protein transferase activity; zinc ion binding. The record is from RefSeq and is a predicted model, not a curated record.
UCUCAAUAGCAAUAUGGCGACUGCCGCUCUCCCAGAGAAAGUCAGCGACGACUUCACCAAGUGUACGAUCUGUUUCUACACCUUUAAGAACCCGAAGGUUCUUCCCUGCUUGCACACCUUUUGUGAACACUGUCUGCGGGAAUGGGUCCAGAAGAACGAUGGCGACACCUUUCCGUGUCCUAUUUGUCGUCAGCCUGUUCCCUUGCCCCAAAAUGGCGUCGAGGGUCUAAAGGACAACUUCUUUAUCGUUAGCCUGGUAAAAGCCGUGACGGAGCAUAACAAGGUUCGCCAGGGCAAAGAUGAACUGCUCUGUACCAGUUGUGAGGAAGGGAAGCCAGCCACGUCCAGGUGUUCGGAGUGUGCUGAGUUUCUGUGUGAGAGUUGUGAGUCAGCACAUCGUCUUCUGAGAGUCACCAGGGGCCAUACGCUCUUCACGUUUGAGGAACUUAAAACAGGAAAAUACGACAACGUUUUCAGGACCAGGAAAGCUCCACCGUGCUCCAAACAUCCAGAAGAAAUCCUGAAGCUCUAUUGCAGGACUUGCGAGACCCCAAUAUGCAACGAAUGUGUCUUGUUUGAACACAGGGACUCACAGCACGACCUCAAGCGCAUACAAGAGGUAGCUACCGAGAAGAGGGAGACAAUCUUAGAUCUUACUCCACAGUGCCAAGCCCGAAUGCAGUUCUUUCGUCAGACGGAAGAAGUACAGAAACGCCUGAAAGAGCAGCUUCAACUGAACGCAGAGGGGGCUCGUCAGAAUAUCAAUAAAACAGCACAGACAUUGAUUGCGAUGGUAAAGGAAGAAAGCGAACGACUUCUGACUUGUAUUGAUACAGAGGAAACAUCCAGGAAGAAACAGAUCGAUGCAGAGAUAGAGGGAGCACAGAUCAGUCUGGCGAGCGCCAAGAGCACAUGUGAGUUUGCCGAGACUCUAGCUCGGGAGGGAGGAGACUACGAAGUUGUGUCUUUCUCACAAGAUAUGACAACAAGACUGAACGAGUUGACUAAACCACCUGCGAACACAGUGGACUUUGAACUGGCAAACAUUACCGUGGACUACUCGGUCAUGAGGCAGAAAUUGUCGUCAUACGGACCACCGGAUUCUAAACAUUGUUUGCCCAAAUCAACUGCAAAAGAACUGAGUUCCAUGCUGGAAAGUGUGUCAGAGAUGGAUUCCACAAGGAAAAGGAAAGCCAGCAAGAUAACAAAUAACAAGAACGAAAAACGUCAGGUGGGAGGGAGUCAGAAAGCCAGCAUUGGUGAUCAUGAGAAGGGAAUGGCAGGUGGUAGUGGCUCGAAUCGGCGCCAGCAGAAUCUGCGGAGAGGAAGAGAGAGUGGUGUUUCUAGUAGUGUGAACCAGAAGGUGCCGUGUAUUCAGCCAGGUCGUUUGAAAGAACUUGUUGAAUGUAAGUACUGGCGUUGUCAUGGACGAUAA